Dissoconium aciculare CBS 342.82 is the source of this 7113-nucleotide messenger RNA. RefSeq lists its product as uncharacterized. Gene Ontology annotation, molecular function: ubiquitin protein ligase activity; zinc ion binding. The transcript has a single exon. Gene Ontology annotation, biological process: protein ubiquitination; ubiquitin-dependent protein catabolic process via the N-end rule pathway. NCBI's taxonomy places the organism in Eukaryota, Fungi, Ascomycota, Dothideomycetes, Mycosphaerellales, Dissoconiaceae. The coding region runs from base 230 to 6694 and encodes 2154 amino acids. The record is from RefSeq and is a predicted model, not a curated record. Gene Ontology annotation, cellular component: cytoplasm; ubiquitin ligase complex.
GGGUUGCUAUUGAUCAUCGCAAUGACAUAUUGAUUUCGAGCAUUAUUGUUGUCAAAGGCAAUCGUGCCUGCAACCAGCACACCUGUAAAGUCACAGAAGUGCCUGCCCGUAGUAAUCGCCACAGCAAAAGGCAGAUGACGCACAACCGAGCAUCAGUCAACGUGAAUGCGAAUUAUCAUUCUAUACACGAAACUGUUUCGCCAUAGAGAUUCACAGUCCGGUCUGCGAUAUGCUGAUGCAACCUAGUGAGCAACUGAAUCGCGAGCUUCUUCUCCAACCUGCUGCAUUCGAGAAUCGCUUUAAUCAUGCCGCGGACUGCUAUCUACGUCGAGUACUUUUCAGAUCGCUCGCCGCAAAUCGUGACGACUACCUGAAGUUCUUCUUUCCCACCGGCCCACCAAGCGACAACUCAAAACCAUGGUCUCUUCGCGAAGUGCAGGGAGCGACGGACGGCGCUGAAUAUUCCGAGGGCGCUCGAGGGACAGCCUGCGGACACAUCUUCAAAAAUGGCGAGAGCAGCUAUGUCUGUAAAACAUGUGCAGCCGACGACACGUGUGUCUUAUGCGCGCGAUGUUUCGAUAGCAGUGAUCACGAUGGGCACAUGGUCCUGAUUCAGGUCUCGCCGGGGAAUAGCGGGUGCUGCGACUGUGGAGACAAGGAAGCCUGGAAAAGAGAAGUUCGUUGUUCGAUACAUACAUUGGGUUAUGGGCACGACGAUGCACAUGUUGGAAACAAUGGCCACGGCAAGCAGAAUGAAGCCUUGGCAGGGCCACGUCUUCCAGAUGAUCUGGUCCAAGCGAUGCAGGCCACAUUAUCAAGAUGCAUAGACUACUUAUGUGAUGUCUUCUCAUGCUCGCCAGAGCAGAUGAGAGACCCAAAAACUGAAGCAAGUAUACGAAAAGAUGAGCUUAACGCUCGCCUGUCCCAGGCAAUCUAUGGCGAAGAAGAGAUCGAAGAGGAGCCUGAGUUUGCCUUGAUACUCUGGAAUGAUGAGAAACAUACCAUGGACGAGGUUAUGGACCAAGUCGCGAAGGCGUGCAAAGUCACCAGAAAGGCGGGAUUGAUGAAGGCCAGGGAGGUCGAUGGUGUCGGACGCUCCAUUAUCCACUAUUCGAGGGACCUCAAGACGCUUUUGGACAUGGCCGCGAUCAUCGAACAGAUCAAAGUCACUGUCACUAUACGGUCAUCGCGCGAUACGUUUCGAGAACAAAUGUGUGCCACGAUCAUUGAUUGGAUCGCGGAUAUCGCCGGUUGCGCCAUCGGCAAUGAACCGCAUCUACUCAGAAAUCUCGUGUGUGAGGAGCUAUUACGUCCGUGGAAUGCUGGCAGCAGUGCCGAACAUAAACUCGUCGGUGAGGCUGGACUUUUUGAUCAUGAAGACGAAGAACGAGCUCAAGUCCGAGCACGAGCGGCAGAGCUCCGUGCCAUUUUUCAACAGCAGGGUGGACUUAUUGAAUUGAGAGAACGGCAGGGUCAAACAGUCCCCGUCGACACCGAGAACGGUGACGAAGUCGAAAUUGAAGUCGAAGUGAUUGGAGAGCAAGAAACCGAGAUGACAGGCUUAGACGACGUUGACGUUUCAGAGAUGAUGAUGCCCAUGGACGUUGACGACGAAGCCCAACAAAUGCCCAUAAUGAUGCCUAUCGUUGACACUGAUAUGGAACUCGAUAUUGAUUUUGUUGAUGGCGAUGAUGAGGCGCUGCAGCCUACCAUGACGAACUUCAAUCUUGCACCACCGCCGCCACCACCGCCGCCACCAACUCAUGCUCAACGCGAGCCGCAAACUCAGCAGACAAGAGGCCUACGCUCUGCAGGUGCAUGGGCGGCCGAGGCACAAAUCUCUCGUCGGACGGUUGAUCACCCAUUUCCCGGCAUUCCAGCAACGCCUAACAUCAAAGUGGCCGACGAGACGGUUCCGAGCGAGCAUUGGCUUGAAAUCCCAGAAGGCUAUCGGCGCAUAGAAUCAAAAGAGCCAUAUGAAGAUAUCUGGCAGCGUGUGCGGCUGGAUUAUCUGGUCUUCUAUGAUCUCAGAAUGUGGAAAAAUUUGCGCAUUGAUUUACGCCAUCUGUACAUCACAACCGUGGUGACCAUCCCGAAAUACAAGGCAGUCCUUGGGAUUCGAUUCGCCGGGCUGUACACAGCGCUCGCACAACUCUAUCUGAUUGCAGAUAGGGAGCCUGACCACUCUAUCAUCAACCUGAGCCUACAGAUAUUGACCACGCCUACCAUCACAGCCGAUGUCGUGGAACGCGGUAACUUCUUAACUAACCUCAUGGCCAUAUUGUACACAUUCCUGACUACUAGACAAGUCGGUUUCCCCGAAAAAGUCAACCCCAACGCAACUUUGGCGCUUGAGUCCGGUGUCGUGACUAAUCGUCGCAUGUUCCAUUUUUUAGCCGAUCUGCGCUUCAUGUUCCAGUCCGAUUUCAUCCACCGAAAACUUCGCGAAGAGCAAAGCUAUCUCCUUCAAUUUCUGGACUUGGUGAAGCUUCAUCAAGGCGCAUGUCCGAAUGUGCGAGCUAUGGGCGAGCAUGUCGAAUAUGAGUCCGAAGCAUGGAUUAACACGAGUGCCAUAGUGCAACACAUGAACAAACUUUGCAAGCAAGUGGCUGCCUCUUUCGAGCCUGGACGGUAUGGUGAUGAUAAUAUGGCAGAUUUGCAAAGAGCGAUUCGCACCGUGGCGCAAGUGACUCUGAUCAAUGCGUAUGGCUGUGAGCGCACGCGCUUUACUAGCGCCGAGUUGAAGCAUGAUCUGACCUGGCACUCAAUCGGGCCAUUUCCACGCGCAGACCAUAUUUACAAAGUCCCGAAAUAUGUCGUGCAAUCCGAACCCAUGAGCUUUCAUCACCCUUUGCACUACUUACUAUCGUGGCUGAUCGAAGACGCCAGGACACUCUCACGAGGGGACAUGCGGAGCCUACUACAAUUCUCGACUUCGGAUCUUGUCGACCCCUGGAAUUCGACUCGAGUACCAGCUCCUGCCAUAUCGCUAUCGUUCGACGAGCUUUUAAGCGCCGUUUUUGACCCACCGCUUCGUGUUUGUGUAUGGCUUGCACAAAUGAAGACUUCAAUGUGGGUCAGAAACGGAAUCACUCUUCGCCACCAGGCUCAUCAAUAUCGGAGUGUCACGCAACGGGACGUGGGCUUCCAGCGGGACAUUAUCAUGAUCCAGACUGGUCUAGUCCUUUGCGGAAGCAAGGGAGAGCGAAUCGGAGAACGCUUUCUUGCUCAGAUGAUCGAUCGCUUCCAAAUGACCGCUUGGUUCAGCGAGGAUUUCAGUCUUGUUCCAGGCUUCGAGGAACAACAGCAACUUGAUGUGGUGGAGGACUUUCUGCAUUUGCUUGUGAUCGCAUUGAGUGAGCGUGGUAAUCUUUUGACUGGCCUCGACGAGCGUGCACUUCAUGAUCGAAUUCUACAGCACGACAUCGCUCAUGCACUGUGCUUCAAGCCGCUGUCGUUCAGCGAACUAGGGAGCAGAGUGACGGAGAAGGUCGGCGAAUCAGAUGACUUUAACCGCGUGCUCGAGAGCAUGACCAAAUAUCGUGCCCCAGAGGGCCUUUCUGACACUGGCACAUUUGAGCUCAUUGCUGAUCACGUCGAGCUCGUCGACCCCUAUUAUGCUCAUUAUUCGCGAAAUCAGAGAGAAGAGGCUGAGAUGAUUUACAAGAAACACAUGGCUCGCAAAACCGGAAAGAAUGUCGAUAACGUGGUUUACGAACCCAAACUGGCGCGUAUCGAAACCGGCAUUUUCUCACAUCUCUCGGCCUUUACACGGACGCCGCUUUUCUGUCAAAUAAUUGCGGCUGCCAUUACCUUCGCUCGAGAUGCCGUGAAGGGCACAGACAAAGUACCUUCGACUCGGAUCGAAACAUUUCUGCACACCACCUUACAUCUGCUCCACGUAGCACUGAUGGAGGACCGAGAGGAACCAGAAGGAAGCUUUACGCAUUUUGCCACUCUUGAAAGGCCAACUGCGCCGUCGCUCAUGAAGUUACUAUUUGAUCUUAAUGCAAGUGCACAAUUCCCGUCAUGUCAGCCAGCGAUCUUACAUGUACUUCGGAAAAUGCAACUUGAGCCGAGCAGCGACCCAGCGUUAGCAAACCUUGCCGCUAAACUCGAUCGUGGCGAGACUUCUUCACCGUCAAUGCCUUCCGGCGAGGACAAGGAAAAGAAAAGGAUGGAAGCCAAGGCACGCCAAGCUCGAAUAAUGGCGCAAAUGAAACAGCAACAGGAAAGCUUCCUGCAACAUCAGGGUCUUGCGGGCUUCGAAGAGGAGUCCGCCGAUUACGACGAUGACAUGAAUGAUGCUAUGGGCGCAGACGCUACCGAUGAACGUAGAACAUGGAAUUUUCCUACCGGAACCUGCAUACUAUGUCAGGAGGAAACGGAUGAUCAACGCCUCUACGGUGUUUUCGAGCAUAUUGGUCAGAGCAGCAUUCUGCGGUCGACUCCGCUCCACGAUCAUGACUUUGUAAAAGAGGUGAUCGAAACACCAGUGAGUCUCGAUCGAUCUGCUGAGAGCAUCCGCCCAUUUGGCGUCUCCGGCGAGAAUCGAAAAGAAGUUCACAAAAUUGCAUCCGAUGGAACAAUGUCUGUCUACGAGCGGCAGGAUCUGUCCAAAGGGUUUCCUCAUGAAUCCAGUUCCCCCAAUCCAGUUGGUACAAGCUGUGGGCACAUGAUGCAUUUCCACUGCUUUGAGCUUUACAGCGCAGCCACAUCACGCCGUCAUCAGCAGCAGAUAUCUCGAAACCAUCCCGAGCGACCCGAAGAGCCCUAUGAGUUCGUCUGCCCGCUGUGUAAAGCUUUGGGAAACAUGUUCUUGCCCAUCGCGUGGAGGACGAAGGAAUGCGCUCACGAACAUGAGCUCCACGCCGCGCAGGAAUUUGGUGCAUGGCUAGCUGAAAUGUCCAGCGACAGCGACGACGAAGGUCAAUUACAUCGAGAUAAGGUCCCGUUUUUCCACGAGACAGGGGGACUUUUCCAGAGUGCCAGCACUUUUGCACCUAACUCACGAGAGUUGGACGAAUCCCAAAAAUACCAGGAGUACCUCCAAAGCAUGUUCUCCACGUCCUUAUUUGGAAGUAUGCAAGCACUCAACACAGAGGCUUUCGGUGCUUUGCGGAUUCAGCCGACAAGUCGCAUGGCCCUUACAUGGUCUCGUCUGUUCGGGACCAGCGCCGUCACCACCCCAGCUUCGAGCACAGCCGCGGAUCUGGAGAUGACCGCUGAGCAAGGGAAAGCGAAAGAGCUCUGGAUUGCCUAUGAACGAAUGGAGAAGAACAUUUCUCACGUUAUUGGAGGCAUCCAGGACCCUAAUGCAACAGGAAGCAAUCCUCUUCCAGCCCUAUGCCGGACCUUUGGCAUGUCGAUUUCCGCUUUAGAGAUCGCCAGCCGUGGUGUUGCGGGUGCUCAGCUGUCCACAUGCAUGAUUUCGGACUUGUCGGAGCAAUCGGUGAUUCACCUCCGCGUCCUCUCUGAGACCAUCGAGUCAUACCUCUCGAUGCACGUUGUUCGUCCGGGCUCGAGCGCAGUUGUUAAGGAGACAUAUGCCAGCCGCGUGCUGAUGCAUUGCCAGAUAUUUGGCCUCGAAGAUAUCAGCCAAGAAGAUUACGUGCCGCUUCUGCAGGAAGACAUAUUUCUCUUCAUGGUACAGUGGAUGUCUAUCAAGGCACCGAAUGUCGCUCAAGCAAGCUUGAUGAUUCAGUUAUGUUAUUGGGCAGAAAUCGUCAAAACGAUAUUUGUGUGCAAGGAGAUUGUGAAAACGACAAGCAUGACAGAUCCACUCUUUGCCUCGCUGAGAGGUAAGACUUCCAAAAAUCGAGAAAACUUCCGCCUCGCAUUGCUGGGCAUGGACUUUGAGGACAGGCGGUUCGAAAACAUCCCAUGGAUUGAUGAACAAGUCAGCACACUCUAUCACCUGGUCGAGAAAUACGCACUGCCGUUUCUCCGGAAAAGCCUCAUCCUGAUGUACAUUCGAUACGGACUGGAGUUCAAGUGCCCUUACGACAUUGAUCCAGAAGCCUCGGAGCUAUAUCGCUUGACCAAGCUGUUGCACAUCGCCACAAUCGACGACCUCUGCGGCAUUUACAUCUCAUCCACCGCUGGAGAGCGACUACAGAAUAUCACAAGCACAUGGCUUUCACAUGCUCAAAUUCUCAAGAGCCUCAACCAAGAUGAUCGGCGGGUCAUUUCGCUUGCGCAUCCCACAAUCCUUGAACUCGUCGGCCUCCCUAAGAACUAUGACACGCUGACUGAAGAAGUUGCACGACGAAAAUGUCCGACCACCGGCAAAGAGAUCUCUGAUCCGGCGGUCUGCUUGAUGUGCGGCGAGAUCUUUUGCUCGCAGGCCGUAUGCUGUACAGUGCGGCGUAGCAUCAACGGCAAGGUGUGCAAGGUAGGCGGCGUGUUCCAGCACCUCGAAAAGCACGGCGAGAAGGUCGGCAUUUUCAUCAACAUUCGCAAAUGUUACGUCCUCUUUGCCCACGGUCCUGGACAGGGGGGCUUCCAUCAGGCGCCAUACUUGGACAAACAUGGCGAGCCUGAUCCGACUUUGCGCAGACAUCAUCAACUAUUCUUGAAUCAGCGCCGCUAUGACAAGCUUUUCCGUGAAGUUUGGCUAAAUCACCUCAUUCCCACGGUCAUUGCUCGUAAGCUCGAGGCUGACCACAACUAUGGAGGAUGGGAGACGCUGUGAUCAUUCAUUUUCAGGUUCUCGGAGAGUGAGAGUUAUUAUUGAGACCCCACCUUGAUAUCGCUUUCAUUUCACGAGAUCAGACAUGUCAGCUCGCUUCCGUCUUACGUCUAUGCCGCCUAUUUGGAUCUGGGCUAUGUCUGAGAGACUUUCCUAACCACAUUGUUCACCACAUUCGCUAGCAUAUGCAGGCGUGCCUAUGGAUACCUACCUAGUCAUGUCGAAUACACGACUGCAGGUGAUUUUUGGUCGAGUUUUUCAAGCUAUGUACAUUUUUAGGCGGCUUCAAUGGUAAGAAUGAGGAUAAUCGAAUGCAUCGAAAUCUGCAUUAGCUUACAUUGUGACUCUUCGUUACUUUCUCACCAUGUUGUUUUGCACUCAUGCACUGGAUGGUUUAAGCACGGACACGCACAGAACAGACC